GGUCGUCUUCCACCCCAUAAGCUUCCAAAAACCCCUCUCUGCAGCUCGGAGCUCCGCCGUAGAGGAGGAGAAGAUGAUGCUCGGAGAGCCUCACCGGCCGACCAACCCGACGAUCGACGUCCCACCGUGGCCGGUCCUCGACGAUCCGGCGGACGACGCGGUCCCCCACUCCCCGUACUCCCCUUACUCGCUCAAUGCCGGCUUCGGCCGCUGUGACUCCUCCCCCUCCGCCGCGAGCCCCGGCCACCUCCAGGACGUCGUGGCGGCGCUCCGGCGGUACCUGCCGUCGAACCGCCCCGACGCGGAGCCCGACCCGGACCUACCGUCCUCGCGCGAGGCGGACUUCCCCAUGGACGUCUACUCGUGCGACAGCUUCCGCAUGUACGAGUUCAAGGUAAGGCGGUGCGCGCGGGGGCGGUCGCACGACUGGACCGAGUGCCCCUACGCCCACCCCGGGGAGAAGGCCCGCCGGCGGGACCCGAGGAAGUACCACUACUCCGGCACCGCGUGCCCGGAGUUCCGCAAGGGGAGCUGCCGGAAGGGGGACGCGUGCGAGUUCGCGCACGGCGUGUUCGAGUGCUGGCUCCACCCGGCGCGAUACAGGACGCAGCCGUGCAAGGACGGCGCCGGGUGCCAGCGGCGCGUGUGCUUCUUCGCGCACACGCCGGAGCAGCUUAGGGUGGUGACCCCGCAGCAGAGCCCCAGGGGGGCUGCGAGGCAGCUUCCGUUCCUGGCCUCUCCGAGCACGGUCUCGCCGGAGGAUUCGCCGCCGAUGUCGCCGAUGGCGGCCGCGGUGACUCACCAGUCUCUGAGCCGGUCGCUUGGGUCGAGCUCCGUGAACGAGAUGGUGAUGGCUUCGCUGAGGAACCUGCAGCUCGGUAAGGUUAAGUCUCUGCCUUCCACUUGGAAUGCAAAUGCUCAUGUCACCCCCACCGGUUCUUUCGGGUCGCCGCUCCGACCCGGGUUCUGCAGCAUGCCGACGACCCCGACCCGUGUUCCGGCCCGGUCGGGGAUCGGAUACUUGGAUUUCUGGGACCAGGUUGAGGAGGAGGAGGAGGAGCCGCUGAUGGAGAGGGUGGAGUCAGGGAGGGGCUUGAGGGCCAAGAUGUUUGAGAAGCUGAGGGAGGAGAGCUCUCUAGACCGGGCCGAGCCAGAACAGCCCAGCCUCGGCGGCGGCGGACCGGAUGUCGACUGGGUGUCGGAUCUGGUGAAUUGAUUCGGAUCCUGGGAAGUGGGAAGCGAGUGGUUCUGGAUGUUCCUUUUUUGGGGUUCUUCUGUUUGCAGUGUACAGAACAUGGAGGGAGGGAGGGAGAGAGCGAGAGACAGAGAUGGAGAGGGAGGGCUUAUGGUCUCCAGAGCAGAAGCAGCAAUUCAAGAUUCGGUGUAUAUAUAAGUCUAGUAUCAAAUUAUUAAUUAAUUAGCGUAUAUUUAUAAUAGAUACAAUGGAUAUUGUAGAAAGAAGGGUGUUUUUGGGGGGGUUGGAAGGUCAGAUGGAAGCUGUCCUGAUCUUUUUGUAUUUGUGGGGUUGGUGGUUUUCCGAGAAGAAGAUCAGAAGGGGGGAGAAUAGUAGCAAGAUUGGGUAAUUUUUUCAAGUCAGGCCAGCAGCAGCAGAGAUUGGAUUUGGGCAAUUUUAUCCUCCUUUUGGGAAUGUGAAAAAUUUGGGGUUUAGACGAGAGAGUGGUAUGAUUAAGGUAAGAAGAUAAGCAGCGCUCCCUGAUUAUUGUAAAUGUUCUCUGGAGUCGGAUACUCUGCACCUUAUCUUCUA
Messenger RNA from Syzygium oleosum, 1765 nucleotides. RefSeq names its product zinc finger CCCH domain-containing protein 20-like. The coding region runs from base 74 to 1216 and encodes 380 amino acids. The transcript has a single exon. Lineage: Eukaryota; Viridiplantae; Streptophyta; Magnoliopsida; Myrtales; Myrtaceae. The record is from RefSeq and is a predicted model, not a curated record. Gene Ontology annotation, molecular function: metal ion binding.